AUGUCUACAAUGCGAACGCAACACCACGACUGCGCUUCAGCGGGGAGAGUAACGGCUAGGCUCCUACUGUCCUUCCUGGUUUUGUCGCCCGUAUCGAAAGCAGAGCGUUCGCAUCAGGACGUCCAACUACCAGUCAUAGAGCCUCAGAUACCUUUACCACCCCAAAGUACCGAUCAUGACUUUACCUUAAGACAUAUCUUCCAUCAUGGGACCUAUCAGCACCCAGGCCUACAUAGACGACUUGACAUUCCACCCGAAGCCUCUUUGUUGGUUACAUAUGACGAUGACACGACGAAGCACUAUACUGCGCCAAAGUCACUCAAAGCUCGAGCUGCACCCUUGAAGAUACAAAGAUUGGCGGAUAGAACAAGGUCAACUAUAGAUUCUAUGCUUGAGACGAGCCGCAUGACCGGAAAAGCAGCGGACCUUCCAAUAUCAGCUUGGGUCGAGGAUGAGAUCAAGGGCCCUAAUGUUACCGAUCAAGAGACUGUACUGAGCUUCGCUCGUAUGGCGGCUGACGCGUACGUGAUAACACCGAGUCAAAGCGACUGGUUACCCGUGGGAGGAGGAUUCAACUAUACCGAGGACUUCGGCUGGGAGACUGAUGGGCUUCGUGGCCAUAUAUUCGCAGACACCGACAAUCGGACCGUUGUGAUUGGCCUCAAAGGUACCUCACCGGCUAUGUUUGACGGAGCUGAGACCACGACGAACGACAAGAUCAAUGACAAUUUGUUUUUCAGCUGUUGCUGUGGGCAAGGUGGUCAAUUCAUGUGGAAACGCGUCUGUGACUGCCAGAUGGAUACGUACCAGUGCAACUCCACUUGCUUGACCAAAAGCCUCCGGGCAAAAAACCGUUACUACUACGCGGCACAAGACUUGUACCACAACGUAACAGCUUUGUAUCCAAAUGCGGAUGUAUGGUUGUCUGGUCACUCACUCGGAGGCGCUGUGAGCAGUAUGCUUGGACUCACGUUUGGUCUACCGGUCGUUUCAUUUGAGGCGGUCCCAGAAGCUAUGCCUGCUGCCAGGUUGGGUCUACCAGUACCUCCUGGCGAUACUGUUGGCAGUAUGUCAGCACGGGCAAGCACAGGGGGUUUCCAUUUUGGGCACACCGCAGACCCUAUAUAUAUGGGGCUAUGCAAUAGCGCAAGCUCAAUCUGCACCAUUGCGGGAUACGCAAUGCAGAGCGUGUGUCAUACGGGCUCUAAAUGUGUAUAUGACACUGUGAAAGACUUCGGCUGGCGUGUCGGAAUCGGAUCGCAUAAGAUCGUCAGUGUCAUAUCUGAUGUCAUCGAGAAGUACGAGGCUCCGCCAAAAUGUCAACAGUAUUCGAACUGUUCGGACUGUUUUCUUUGGGAUUAUUACGAAAGCAACGGCACUGAGACGACCACAACAAGACUACCAAUCACGACAUCAUCAUCCUACACGCGGACAAGAACCACCACUUGCAAAACGCCAGGUUGGUGGGGCUGUCUGGACGAGUCUACAACCGAAGACAGCACGACGACCACGACCUCAUCGUCAAGCACUUCUACAUGCAGGACUCCUGGUUGGUUCGGAUGUCUGGAUGAAACCAGCACGACCACGACCACGUCCAUUUCUAGUAGUAGCGGGUCUGCAGCACCAGCACCCACAGUCACUACGACCUCGAUCUCUGAACCUACUGCAACAUCGUCUUGUGCUACCCCUGGAUGGUUUGGUGGAUGUCUUGACCCCUGGCCAUCUAUUACCAGUAUGCCAGCUAAACUGACCAGUCGCCCAACGACUCUACCAGCUGCGACGAGCUGCACAUCUUCGAAAUGGUUUGGGAUUGUUUGUGCGGAUGUAAAGGGUCAAUCGCACGAAGAGAUUUAG
Messenger RNA from Pseudovirgaria hyperparasitica, 1854 nucleotides. RefSeq names its product alpha/beta-hydrolase. The record is from RefSeq and is a predicted model, not a curated record. NCBI's taxonomy places the organism in Eukaryota, Fungi, Ascomycota, Dothideomycetes, Acrospermales, Acrospermaceae. Gene Ontology annotation, biological process: piecemeal microautophagy of the nucleus; macroautophagy; multivesicular body membrane disassembly. The transcript is spliced from 2 exons. The coding region runs from base 1 to 1854 and encodes 617 amino acids. Gene Ontology annotation, molecular function: glycerophospholipase activity.